UAAUAGUUGCCGACUUUGAAUUUUAUCUUUGGUCAGAUUCAAUUUUCGAAGAUCUGAAGCCUGAAAGAUCAAAGAGAGAAAAAGCGAAGAGCAAGAUCGAUCGAAACUCAAUAGAGAACAGAAAAGUAAUAAACCUAAAGGAAAUGGAGCAAGAGAGCGUGUUGAUUCGGCGGUGCAUAGAAGCAGCUUGUCGAAGCAAAGAGAGCGUGGAGAAAUGGCGGAGACAAAGAAGAACUCUUGAGCGGCUGCCAUCUCACCUUUCUCAAGCUCUCCUUCGAAACCUCCUCCGUCGUCGCCUCCUCUUCCCUUCCUUGCUCGAAGUGUUCAAACACAGUGCGGAGGAGAUAGAUCUUAGUGGCGAGAAUUCUGUUGAUGCGGAAUGGAUGGCGUAUUUAGGCGCUUUUGGUUAUCUACGAACUCUUAAUCUCGCUGAUUGUCAUAGAAUUAAUAAUUCUGCUAUUUGGUCCUUAGUUGGGAUGACUAGUCUGAAAGAGCUGGACCUUUCACGGUGCAUGAAGGUUAGUGAUGCUGGCGUUAGGCAUAUUAUAUCCAUUUCAACUUUGGAUAAGUUAUGGAUUUCUGAGACCGGUGUCACUGAGAAUGGAGUUGGACUGCUCUCGUCUCUUAAGGAUUUGUCUGUAUUAGACUUGGGUGGUUUGCCUGUCACUGAUACUGCAUUGAAUUCUCUCCAGGCAUUGACAAAGCUACAAUACCUUGAUCUAUGGGGGAGUAAAAUAUCUAACAAAGGGGCUUUGGUCCUUCAAAGCUUCCCCAAGCUGAGCUUCCUCAAUCUUGCUUGGACCAAUGUUACGAGCUUUCCAAAUCUGUCAUCUCUUGAAUGUCUGAACAUGAGUAAUUGUUCCAUUGAUUCUAUCCUUGAAGACGGUGGUGAUGAAUCUCCUUUCUUGAAGCUUGUUUUUUCCGGAUCAACUUUCACGAGUGAGGCUGAGGCCUUCUUACAUAUCAAAAUGAGUUCCUUAUCCUAUUUAGAUGUAUCCAAAUCUUCCCUUAACCGGUUUGGUUUUUUAGCUGAUAUGAAAAUGCUAGAACAUUUGGAUCUCAGCUCUAGCACCUUUGGGGAUGAUUCUGUUGAAAUGAUUGUAUGUAUUGGAGCCGGUCUGAAAAAUCUAAAUCUAAGCAGAACAAAGGUCAGCUCUGUAGGGAUUGGGAUUUUAGCUGGACAUGUUCCCAAACUUGAAAUUUUAUCUUUAUCUCAGACAUCAGUUGAUGAUGUUGCCUUGUCUUAUAUUGGCUUGAUGCCAUCACUUAAGGUUGUUGAACUAAGCAACACAAACAUUGAAGGUUUUAUUCUCCAGCCAGGCAUCGAGUCACAUAAGGAUAGCACACUAACGGCACUUCAAAAUCUUAAUUAUUUGGAGAGCUUGAACUUGGAGCAUACACAAGUUAGGGAUCCGGAUUUGCACCCUUUAUCAAGUUGCAAAGAACUGAGUCAUUUAUCUCUCAGAUGUGCUUCCCUUACGGACGCCACGUUGCAUCACUUAUCGUCUCUCCCAAAGCUGACCACACUUCAGGUCCGUGAUGCUGUGUUAACAACUAGUGGCCUGGAUGCAUUUUGCCCACCAAGAACAUUGAGAUUACUGGACCUGAUGGGUUGUUGGCUUUUAACUGAAGAUGCUAUCUCACUAUUCUUAAAGAAACAUCCUCAAGUUGAGAUACGGCACGAAGUUAUCGAGAACAUUUCAGCAGAGCAGCAAAUAUUUUCCAGUAGCCCAUCCUCAUCACAACAAUUUUCAAAGAUUUCUCGAUGGAACAAAAAACAGGUAAAAUUGCCCAUGCCUGAGUUUCUCGUAGAUCAAAGAUUGAAAUAUAGCAGAGAGGAGUUACUUGCACUACAGUUUUCACCUUCAUCCCUUAAAUAUCCCCAUAAUAUAGGUUAGUACCACACCCAACUUACAGUCAUAUCAAAUGGAACCAUUGACAACUACUUCUCUGUUUAGUGGCAACAAGAAAGCUAAGUGAGACAUGUAAGCUUGGUUUUUUUUAUUUCAAGUCAUCCCUCUCCCUAUCCCCAAUAUAUAUGUGUUACUGUAUUCUUGUGUUUGUACUUGAAUGAUGAAUUGUGUU
Hibiscus syriacus is the source of this 2085-nucleotide messenger RNA. Its product is annotated as toll-like receptor 3. The transcript is spliced from 6 exons. The record is from RefSeq and is a predicted model, not a curated record. NCBI's taxonomy places the organism in Eukaryota, Viridiplantae, Streptophyta, Magnoliopsida, Malvales, Malvaceae. Gene Ontology annotation, molecular function: protein binding. Bases 144 to 1898 code for a protein of 584 amino acids.